GGACGGUGGGAUGCCUUUGCUGACCGGCCCAAUUGGUCGGAAAGGGACUACCAUAGCAAGCGUGAGUCCGAGCGGUACCACUGGCCCACACCACACAUAGCUGAGCUGUUUUCGCACACCGGCGGCUUGGUGUUGGUGCGCCUGGUCGAGUUUUGCUACCGAAUAAAGUAGUAGCGUGCCGUGUGCAUCCUGAUACAUAGACUACCGAGUGCACGGCACCAUAGUCAAUCAUUCGAAUACACGGUCAUCGAAGCAGCAACAAGUCGCGCCACGCGCUAGUGCAACAGGUCAUCCCGUACAAGGCUCAGGGCACCCGAAAACCCCCCCCUUUCUCGAAUUCUCGAAACCGCGCCUCUUCGUUUACGUCGUCUCCAGCGUACUAAAGCCCCUCCAGAGCCACCAUGCCUUUCAAGCCAGCUGAUAACCCCAAGUGCCCCAAGUGCGGCAAGUCGGUGUACGCCGCCGAGGAGCGUGUCGCCGGAGGAAACAAAUGGCACAAGCAGUGCUUCAAGUGCGGAAUGUGCGGCAAGAUGCUCGACUCCACAAACUGUGCAGAGCACGAAAACGAGCUGUACUGCAAGAACUGCCACGGCCGCAAGUACGGACCGAAGGGCUACGGUUUCGGUGGAGGCGCCGGCUGCCUCUCGAUGGACACUGGCGCCCAGUUUCAGGGCGAGGGCACGAAUGGACACUUUGAACCGAAACCAAUGUCAAAGGCACCUGAAGGAGAGGGUUGCCCUCGCUGCGGCGGAUAUGUUUACAUGGCCGAGCAGAUGUUGGCACGUGGAAGAGGCUAUCAUCGGCGCUGCUUCAAAUGCUUAGUCUGCAACCGUACGCUUGACUCCACGAUCCACUGUGAUGGACCGGAUAAAGAGAUUUACUGUAGAGGCUGCUACGCCAGUCGGUUUGGUUCCCGUGGUUAUGGCCACUCGGGAAUCUCUUCGCUUGGCUUAAUGAGUGAUGCGCGCGAUUUGGACUUCAAGAGUGAGUUUGCCCCGAAACCGUCGGCUGUGGAUACGUCGGCCAUCAAGGCUUCGCCCGGACAGGGUUGCCCACGGUGCGGCGGUGUCGUGUUUGCCGCCGAGCAGGUCCUCUCGAAGGGUCGCGAGUGGCAUCGCAAGUGCUACAAGUGCCGCGACUGCAGCAAAACGCUCGACUCCAUCAUCGCCUGCGAUGGUCCGGAUCGGGACGUGUACUGCAAGACCUGCUACGGCAAGAAGUGGGGUCCGCACGGUUAUGGAUUUGCCUGCGGAUCUGGUUUCCUGCAGACUGACUGCAUGUCUGAGGAGCAGCUCGCCUCUCAGAAGCCGAUGGUGACGAUUGACACGACCGUGAUCAAGGCGCCGGAGGGACAGGGUUGCCCACGAUGCGGCGGCAUGGUGUUCGCCGCCGAGCAGCAGCUGGCCAAGGGAACGAUGUGGCACAAGAAGUGCUUCAACUGUAACGAAUGUCACCGGCCGCUCGAUUCCAUGAUUGCCUGCGACGGUCCGGACCGCGAGAUCCACUGUCGCGCCUGCUACGGCAAGCUGUUCGGCCCGAAGGGUUUCGGUUUCGGCCACACGCCAACGCUUGUCUCCACCGACGCCCAGGCUGCUCCAGUGCACACCGACGCGAAGCCCGCGAACGGACCGAAGGCGAAGGAUGGCAAGGGAUGCACCCGGUGCGGCUACGCCGUGUACGAGGCCGAAAAGAUGCUGAGCAAAAACCGCAUCUGGCACAAGCGAUGCUUCAGCUGCUUCGAUUGCCACAAAUCGCUCGACUCGACGAAUCUGAACGAUGGUCCGAACGGGGAGAUCUACUGCCGGGGCUGCUACGGUCGCAACUACGGUCCGCGAGGCGUUGGCUUCGGCAUGGGCGCCGGCGCUCUAACGAUGGCCUAAGGCGAUAACAUGUUUUGCUUGCUAGACUUUCUUUUUUAUUAUGAAAUCCUUACUUUUGAUUGUUUUGUAACGAUUCGUUGCAUACAGAAAACACGCACACACUUAAACACAACAGGCAUCAUACAUCAAUCACUGCGACAGUGCGAGCGACUUCCAGCCGAUAGAUGGCACCACCUGCACUGGGAACGAUCGCAUAGAAGUAGCAUUCCGGAUCGUAAAGUCGCUUUCGCUCGAGCAGAUUGGUGCACCCAACGCUUUCAUUUUGGGGUGUGCAUGAUGCUAGGAUUGUGCAUCUUUUUUGUGUCCCAUCUCGUCUAACCCAAACUCCUGAAGUGUACUGCAGCUACCCCCCAUCCCCCACUUCGGUCUAUCGGAAACAAAACGUAACCUUAUCGUGUAAGAUGUUUUUUUUUGUUCUCCCAACUAGAUGUAAGCUUUGCUGCUCGUACAAAUUGUUCAAAAGAAAUCGUCAAAAAUCGCAACAUUUUAAUCCCAAAGCCCAUGCAAACAAUUGAGUGUGUGUAAUGAUUGAAUCCAUUCAUCAGUGAAAACUUCCAUUCGGUCUGCGGUGAAGCUUACGGUAGAUUAUUUAAUGCUUUUGGUUUGAAACUUUUUGGACGGAACGACGAACGACCGGGCCUGGAGCAGGCCUGCGAUCAUUGGCAGGGUAGAAACCAUACACACUGAGCACACCGAUCAUAUCUACAUUUCAAAGAUCACGUUUAGGGCAAGAUUGAUCAUAUCAAAGCGACCGAAUUACGCGGACACUCACUGUGUGGCGGAGAGAUCGACACGUGCGGUAUUUACAGUAGCAGAGAAGAGGGAAGGAAAAGGAGUGGCGCGCCUUUCGAUAGGGCAAGACAUUUGAAUAUGCUGAAUAUAUGACAGUCAGCUUGCAUGUAUCACGCCAAACACAGCCACACAGCCUCUAGAGAUGCGAAAAAUGUGUUUUUAGUUUUUUUUCCGUUUUUUCUAGACCAGUUGCUUGCUAACUGUUGUGAGUGUAAAACAAAACACAAAAUGCAAACCAACCAUGAAGAUGAUAGAGGCAGGUAGCAGCAACCGAUUUUCCCAACAGUCCUGGCUAUGUGAACGCAAAUGGCUUCUCUUCCCUCUCGAUGUAUUAGAAGCAUGACUUUUACCACUUAAUUCGAAGAGCAAUGAUGUUUUUUUUUUGUAUCGUACACCUAAUUAUAUCACCCUUUAUAUAUUAUCAUUGUAAUCGCUAACGUUUAACUAUUACUUUUUGUGAAACAGAAGUAAUUUAAAAACAAAUUACAACAACAAAAAAAGAGUAAACGCGCAACUGAUAAACGCAACGUGCAACUUUAUAAGAAAAACGAUAUUUUUUCAAUAAAGGAACGGAAACAGCCGAGCAAAA
Anopheles coluzzii is the source of this 3261-nucleotide messenger RNA. It is a transcript of the gene Mlp60A, whose product is annotated as muscle LIM protein 1. The record is from RefSeq and is a predicted model, not a curated record. The coding region runs from base 402 to 1880 and encodes 492 amino acids. NCBI's taxonomy places the organism in Eukaryota, Metazoa, Arthropoda, Insecta, Diptera, Culicidae. The transcript has 9 exons. Gene Ontology annotation, cellular component: cytoplasm; Z disc; nucleus. Gene Ontology annotation, biological process: sarcomere organization; muscle tissue development. Gene Ontology annotation, molecular function: actinin binding; structural constituent of muscle.